Schizophyllum commune H4-8 is the source of this 459-nucleotide messenger RNA. RefSeq lists its product as uncharacterized. NCBI's taxonomy places the organism in Eukaryota, Fungi, Basidiomycota, Agaricomycetes, Agaricales, Schizophyllaceae. The record is from RefSeq and is a predicted model, not a curated record. The transcript is spliced from 2 exons. The coding region runs from base 1 to 459 and encodes 152 amino acids.
AUGUCCGCCCAAGCCCGGGAAAUCGCUAAGACCCUCCUCUCCCGCCCGCUCCCUUCAUUGUCUCCUAAAGCACCAUGGGAUCCGUCGUUAACCCCCAACAUAAACGCACUACCAGAUCCUGUCCCCGUCAGGGCGAUCCUGCAUCUGCUAAACGACGACAUGCAUAAUGCGCACGAGCUAGCGCAGGGGGACGAGGGAAAUGCGACGAGCGACUAUGUGCAUCAGCAGUUGCAUAGGAGGGAGGGGGAUUACUGGAAUUCGAAGUGGUGGGCCAGCACGGGCAUGCGACGCCCUCAUAAGGUCCUCAGCCAGGUGCACGGGAGCGUCUCUGGGGCGAAGAAAUUCGUGGACGAUUGCGAGCGGGUAGGCAAGGGCCGGUCGAAGGACGACUCGCUCGAGCGAAAGCAGUGGGAGGAGUUGAAAACAACGCUGGAAUAUGCUUUCGAGAAUGAGGUGUAG